Molecule: messenger RNA, 1077 nt
Organism: Lepidothrix coronata (blue-crowned manakin)
Lineage: Eukaryota; Metazoa; Chordata; Aves; Passeriformes; Pipridae
Exons: 4
Coding region: 1-822 (273 amino acids)
Source: RefSeq, a predicted model, not a curated record
AUGCCCGGUGCGGUGUGUGGAGCGGUGUGCGCGGUGCCCAAUGCCCGGUGCGGUGUGUGGAGCGGUGUGCGCGGUGCCCAAUGCCCGGUGCGGUGCCGGGUGCGGCGGGUCCCGCCCUGCCCUGCCCGGCCCGGCGCGAGCGGAGCGGGCGCGCGCGCCCCAGCCAAUCAGCCCCGUCACGUGAGCGCGCCCCGGCACGCGGUGCCGCUGCCGCGGCCGUUACAGCGGCGCGUGCGGGGCCCGGGGGUCGCCCCAUCCCCUCACGGGGGGCUUCGGUGCAGCCGGCGGCGCCGCGCCCGCCCUUCCUGUCUUCGGGAGACAUCGCUUCCAGGAAUUGAGGGGCUGCGGAGGCAGGAAAUCCUGCGGGGCCCCGCAAGGGGAGCGGCCGCGCUGACGUCCCAUCAGCGCGGAGCAUGGGGGGGCGGGAGGUGCCCUCCGCCCCCUCCUCAGAGUGUUGAAGCUAUAAGGAGAGAUGGAGAGUGUGAUGUUAUCCUUCAAAGUGCACAUGGAAUACAUGAGGAGAAGCUAUCAAGAUGUUGGAUCAGAUGGAUGGUCUGGAUUUUAAUUGUUUGUGAGCCAGAGAGCAAAAGAGGAUCAAGAAAGAGAAUUAGAAUUUUUGUAUUGCCUCUGCGUUGGAAGAUUGUGGUAUACUGCAUAAGAAAACUUUCUCUGCAUUUUCCAGCAGAGACAUUGAAAAGGUGCCAGAUACAUUUAAAUGAACCUAUUAAAAAGACAAGAAAUUUGGAAAUAUGGAGAAAAAGAAAGAGAAAAGCGAGUAUUACUUUCAAAUAUUCACACCUACAUUUUAAUGAAAAUAGUUAGGUAAAUACUGCCAAACUAGUAUUUAAUCUGCAGAGCUUCAUUUGGGCUCGACGUCUCUGUGUCUUGAUAGCUGUAGAAAAGUUGUUUUCUAAAUACAUAACUAGCUCCUGUAAACAUUGCAUACGGUAUUUGUAGAUCAAGAAAAAAGAGAAAAAGCAUGAAAACAAUUUUAGUACAGAGAGAAAAUUUUGGCAAUGUCCUGUGCUUUGUUGCAAAGUACCUACUCUUUUCAGACUGAGUGCAUGUGGCGCUAAA